AUGAACAUAAAAGGUCAAAAAAAGAAAAAGCCAAAAGGAAAAAAAAAAGGUAACAUUUGUUUCUUCAAUAUACACAAUAAAGAUAAGGAUGAAGUAAACGAUAAAGAAGAUAAAACGGGGGGAGGUGCUCAUAACAUUAAGGAAAAUAAUAUAGAGAAUGAUAAGGGGAAAAAACAACUAUUGAAUAGUUAUGGGUGUGAUACAUGUGAAAUAAAUAACUAUGUUGAGAAGGAAGAAAUAGAGAAAGAAAUUAAAAAAAGAGAAGACAACAGACAUGUACGUGAAAUAACGGAAGGACUAACGAGCAAAACAGAAAAAGAGAGCGUACGUAAAACUAGCAUGUACAGUAAAAAUAAUACGAAUGGAAUAGAAGUAGGUGUAAAAACGUGCGACAAUAAUGAUGUUAGUAAUAAUGAUAUUAAUGAUAAUGAUGUUAGUAAUAAUGAUAUUAAUGAUAAUGAUAUUAAUGAUAAUGAUGUUAGUAAUAAUGAUAUUAAUGAUAAUGAUGUUAGUAAUAAUGAUAUUAAUGAUAAUGAUAUUAAUGAUAAUGAUAUUAAUGAUAAUGAUGCCAAUGAUAAUAAUGCCAAUGAUAAUAAUGCCAAUGAUAAUAAUGCCAUUGAUAUUAAUAAUGAUUUGCAACAUGGUGAAAGAACAAAAAAACGCAGUUACAUGGUGGACGCAAAUACCAUCAGCGGUUGUCAUACUAGUGGGCGUCCGAACGAAAAAAGCGAUGAAGAAAAAAUUAGGUCUGCUUUAAAAAAUGGAAAUAAAAUAAUAAGUAGUGAAAGUAAGUGUAAAUUAAAAGAAGAGGAUGAUGACGUGAAAAAUUUUCUCAUAUUAAGUAGUAAAGAAGAUAUAGAAGAAAAAACGAAUCUUUUAUUUCCUAAAAUUGACAUCGAUAAUCAGUCUUCCUGGUAUGCAGAUGGAGCAGAGGAUGAAUUUGUUAAAGAAGUAAAUAAACAAAUAGACAAAUUUCAAAAUAAGUUUAAUGAUUUAUAUUUUUUACAAAAUAUAAGCAAUGUUCAAAACUUAAAUAAUAACUAUUCUUCAAAUGGGAAGAACAAACAAACAAAUAAACAAACAAAAAAAAAAAAAAAAAAAAAAGAGCAGCAAAAUGUGCAAGCACAAAUAGGUGUCAGUGAUGUGGUAAAUAAUAAUUAUAGUGUAGUAGGAACAAAGCAAAUUUAUUUUGAAAAAGAAAUCUACCAAUUUUCAGAUGUACUAAUUAAAGGUCAUGCGUUCCUUAGUUUAAAAAGAAAAAAAAAGAAAAAGAAAAAAAAAAAAAAAAUUAAAAUUAGAAUCAAAAUGAGAACUAAGCAUUACAAAAUAAUGAGCGAUUUGUAUCAAAUAGGAAAUGAAGAAAACGCAAGAACAAAAAUAAAGAAAUACUAUAUAUUUAAUUACAAUUGUGGUAAUACAAAAAUUCAAUCAAUUACAGGAUAUAUCCGAUGUUUUAAAACCUAUAGCCUAUACAAAGAAAAUAAUAAUAAUUUGAAAAAGAAAUUAAUCGAAAAGUAUAAUUUGCAAGUAGAAACAGUUGACAAGAAUUGCUUAAAAAAUAAAACGGCAAUUUCAGUUUUACUUUGUGUUAAUGUGUCUAAUUGUUUAUCACCCUCUGAUUUUUUAGAGUUAUUAUAUCCUUUUGACAAUUUCAUAUUUUUUUUAAAAGUUCUAAACAAAAAAAAUAAUGAAGAGUAUAUGAUUUAUUUCUUAACCUUUAAUAAGUAUGCUAAAAAGAUAAUGAAAACGGCAAAAUGUAUUUCCUAUUUUAAUAUGAAAAAAAAGAAGAGAUUAAAAAUAUAUAUAGUUAAAGACAUUACAAUGAAUGUUACAUCCUGUAUAAGUAAGAAGAACAAACGUUUGAUCAGUACACACAAGUAUUACGAAAAAAAAAAAGAAAAAUUUGCAAAAUCGAAUGUCAAAAAUGGUGCAACUCAACGACCUUUUUUAAAAACGAAUUUUAUUAAUGCACUUUAUCUUAUAUCACAAAAUAAGUUUCAGUUAUCAUGUGCAGUGUGCCUAGAACCUUUAUAUUCGGAGAGCCUAAGUAAAAUAAUUUCCUACAUUUUUAACUUAAAUCUUGAAAAUCAAAAAAAAAAAAUUAUUAGGAAAAAAGACCCCUUCAAAAAUCAAUGUAGUAAUAAAAAUGAUAUGACGAUUAAAAAUAAUAUUAACGGAAAUUAUAACAAAGAAGAAGAAAAAAAAAAGAAAAUAAAAGAUCGUUAUGAUGAUAAUGUAGUUGGAGGGAUGAAAAAUGAAUUAGUUAAAAAAGAAAAUUUUAACAAAACAAGUAUUACAACUACUGUUCCAAACGGAGGUUUUUAUGAAGAGUAUACAUCCAUUGACAAAUGUGUUACGAAUAAGGAAAAUAAUAGUAUAUUUAAAAGAGAACAAUAUUAUUUACCCAAAACAUUAAACAGUUAUACGAUGAAUGGAUAUACCCACGACCCGAUAAUUAUUCGUUUUGUUAACAAUAUGCAAAAUAAAUAUAAAAAUCAAAUUAAGAAAAAAAAGAAAAAUAACAAGAAUCAAAUAUUUAAUAAUGUUUGUAUAAAUAUUUUAUGUAGUCAUAUAUUUCAUUCCAACUGUUUGAAAAAAUGUUGCUUCACAUCCUGUCCCAUAUGUAGAUAUAAACAAUAUAAUUAUAAAAUAGCAAAUUGUGAUAUUUGUGAAAAAAAUUAUGAUGUUAAAAUUUGUUUAUUUUGUGGUUUUAUUGGUUGUUCUGUUAAUUAUGAUAAAAUUAAUAAAUUAAAAAAUAAAAAAUUAAAAGAAAAAAAAAAACUUUUAAAAAAAAAAAGUGGAAUAAUAAGAAAGAUUAUACUCACAUUUUUACGAAUAGUAAACUUUUUCCCUGAAAAGGACAGUUUUAUUUCGGUACCCUCAUAUUACAAUAGGAAAAAUGCUCAUUAUAAAGUGGCUAACAUUUCAAUGGAUGGAGAAGAAAAAGGGGGGGAAAAUUGUUGCAUAUACAAUGUCAAAAAUGUCGUAGAUGAGCAAAAUGAAAAACAUUAUGAAGGGGAAAUACUUUUAAACAAAAAUGAAAUUAAUGGUAAACGUGCAGAACGGCAGAACGAACAUAAUUAUUACAUAAAUCAGGAAGAAGUAAACUUAAGUGAAAAAAAAGAAGUUAACGAAACGUGUAGCUGUAGAGACAAAGUACAAUGGUGUGAUAAUGCCAGAUUUAAAAAAAAAAAUAUAAGAAAUGAUAUAUCAAUUAGUUUAUUAGGAUCAAAUGAAAAUAAUGAAUGUUCUCCACAUUUAAAGAACUUUUUGAAGUAUAUUUAUAUUAGUAAAUGGGAAAGAAAAAAAAAAAAAAAAAGGAGGGGAAAUGUUUCGUCUUACAGUUUUCUUCGCAAUUUUAAUGGAAAUAUAGGAGCAAAGGUCCAAUGUUUAGGAAGAAAUAGGGUAACAGACAAAGUGCGGGAAAAGAAGGAAAAAGAGAGAAAAAAAAAAGAAAAGAGGGGAGGGAAUAAAAACAAAUCGGGGGAAAAUAAAAGAAACGAUGGAAAAGCUUAUAUUCGAAAGAAGUGUGAGCUUACACAAAACAGAAGAAAAAAAAUACCGAAAAAACGGAAAAAGGGUUUUGCUUCGUUUAACAAAUAUGACGUUGUAAUAAAAGUAAAUAAUAGGUAUGAUGGAAAAAAUUAUCCAAAAAAAAUAAACAAAAAAAUUUUUGUAGAUCAUGCAAAAGGUCAUUUUUACGAAACUAAUCAUAACUAUUUUUUUGAUAUUUCGAAAAAUUCAGUGUACGAUUAUAGCAGUCAUCUAUAUAUAAAAAAGUUAAUAAAUUUAAAAAGUGAAAAUAAAGAAUUAAAAAAAGUAUAUUCAGGAAAUAUAUAUAUGAAUGGAAAGGACGGAAUUAUAGAUAAAAAAAAUAUAAUUAUGUACAUUUACGAAUUUAACCAACUAUUAAGCGCUUUAUUAGAAAGUCAAAGAGAUAAUUUCUUAUCGUGUAUAUAUGAAUUGAAAUUAAAUUAUGAAAAUAUUGAUAACGAAAAUUUGAUUGAAAUAAGUAAAUGUUUUAACGAAAUAAAAAAUUUACAACAAGCAAAUUAUAAUUUAAAAACGCAAGUAAGGAAAAAAAUGAACAUCUAUCUUGAAAAACUUAAAACAAAUGAAGAACUGCGUAAACAGCUAAAAAAUGUAGAAAUAAUAAAUGAAAAAUUAUGUGAAAAUCAGAAGAAAGAAAUACAUAAGUAUGAAGUUAAGACUCAAGAAAAAAAAAAAAUUAUUAAAGAAAAACAACAAAUAAUAAGGGAAUUAAAUCAACAGAUUACGGACCUACGUUUUCACAAACAGGCUACUGCUAAAUUUUGCGAGAAUGCAGAAAUAAAGAAUUCAUCGUUUAUGAUAGGAGAAAAAAUUACGCAAAAAAGUAGAUUUAAAAAACGUUAA
Messenger RNA from Plasmodium malariae, 4395 nucleotides. RefSeq names its product conserved Plasmodium protein, unknown function. Bases 1 to 4395 code for a protein of 1464 amino acids. Gene Ontology annotation, molecular function: ubiquitin protein ligase activity. Lineage: Eukaryota; Apicomplexa; Aconoidasida; Haemosporida; Plasmodiidae. The transcript has 3 exons. Gene Ontology annotation, biological process: Ras protein signal transduction; protein ubiquitination. The record is from RefSeq and is a predicted model, not a curated record. Gene Ontology annotation, cellular component: cytoplasm.